This is a messenger RNA of Marmota monax (woodchuck), 1179 nucleotides long. Its product is annotated as galectin-12. The transcript has 9 exons. Gene Ontology annotation, molecular function: integrin binding; lactose binding. Bases 130 to 1074 code for a protein of 314 amino acids. NCBI's taxonomy places the organism in Eukaryota, Metazoa, Chordata, Mammalia, Rodentia, Sciuridae. Gene Ontology annotation, biological process: lymphatic endothelial cell migration; intrinsic apoptotic signaling pathway. The record is from RefSeq and is a predicted model, not a curated record.
GGUGAGACUAAUAACAGCUGCGGAGCUCCCAGGACACUGAGGACCUGGCAGGGGAAGGUGAGCCCAUCCAGGGGAGCAGGGCUCCUGGAAUCAGGAUCCGCAGCCCCAAAAGGAGUGGCCCUGCCCCUCAUGUCACCUGGGGAAAACUUGGACCCGAUUCCUGACUGCUUCAUCCUGCAGCCGCCAGUCUUCCACCCGGUGAUUCCAUAUGUCACAACCAUUUUUGGUGGCCUGCACGCAGGCAAGAUGGUCAUGCUGCAGGGAGUGGUCCCUCUACGUGCCCACAGGUUUCAGGUGGACUUCCAGUGUGGCUGCAGCCUGUACCCCCAGCCGGACAUCGCCAUCCACUUCAACCCUCGCUUCCACACCACCAAGCCCCAUGUCAUGUGCAACACCCUGCACAGUGGACGCUGGCAAAGGGAGGCCCGCUGGCCUGGCAUGGCCCUGCAGAGAGGGGCCAGCUUCCUCAUCCUCUUUCUCUUCAGGAAUGAGGAGGUGAAGGUGAGUGUAAACGGAAGGCACUUUCUCCACUACCGCUACCGGCUCCCACUGUCUCGGGUGGACACCCUGGGCAUAUUUGGUGACAUCUUGGUGAAGGCCGUUGGGUUCCUGAAUAUUAGUCCAUUUGUGGAGGGCAGCAGAGAGUAUCCCACUGGAUACCCCUUCCUGCUGCAGAGUCCCAGGCUGCAGGUGCCCUGCUCACGUGCUCUUCCUCAGGGCCUCUGGCCGGGGCAGGUCAUCAUAGUUCGGGGACUGGUCUUGCAAGAGCCAAAGGAGUUCACUCUGAGCCUGAGGGAUGAGGCCUCUCGCACUCCUGUGAUGCUCAGGGCAUCCUUCACAGACAGAACGCUGGCCUGGGUCUCACCCUGGGGAUUCAAGAAGCUCAUCUCAGCCCCUUUCCUUUUUUACCCCCAGCGGUUCUUCGAGGUGCUGCUCCUGUGCCAGGAGGGAGGGCUGAAGCUGGCACUCAAUGGACAGCCGCUGGGGUCCACCAACCUGGACCAGCAGACCCUGGAGAGGCUGCGGGAGGUCCGCAUCAGUGGAAGCAUCCAACUCUACUGUGUCCAUUACUAAGGAGGAUUCCAAAGGGACCCCGGCCAGAGAGAGGAUGGCCAGUCCACUCCCAGGGCCUGUGGUGGGGCCCCACUCUGCUGCCUUCAUUAAACUGUCCUCCUGUCA